Messenger RNA from Ipomoea nil (Japanese morning glory), 1074 nucleotides. RefSeq names its product serine/arginine repetitive matrix protein 1-like. NCBI's taxonomy places the organism in Eukaryota, Viridiplantae, Streptophyta, Magnoliopsida, Solanales, Convolvulaceae. The record is from RefSeq and is a predicted model, not a curated record. The transcript has a single exon. The coding region runs from base 1 to 1074 and encodes 357 amino acids.
AUGGAAUUAAUCGCUCCAUCCGAGCCCAAGCUUAAGCGCUCUCCAUACUAUCCUUCAUCCACAGUGAUGACAAGAUCUGGGUCGAACACCCACAACUCGCAUGGUUCACGCCACACACGCGACCUCUCCCUCGCCAACCUCCCCAACGGGGCCACGACAAGCCGACAAACCGUGCCCGUGGUGGCAGGAGGAGACCUUCGAGAUCAGAUCAAGGGGAGUCGGCGGGGGGCGGCAGAGGACCUCUGGGGUCGGCUCACCAACAAUCGCUCGCUCAGCGGGACAACGCCACCCGCCCCACCACCGGUCCCAACUCCCCAAGAGAAGGCCGCCGCACUCGAGCAGGCGGCGACCGCGCUCAACCGCGUCGCGGCAGGGCUGCGACGGGGUGCCCCAACACCUCAACCUCCACCCUCUCCAAGGGAGCACGAGGGUCCCAGCACUCUAGCGCCUCGCGCGCCCGCGACACCGGCCGAUGGGGAAGUCAACUCACCAAGGCCAUCCGAGAGACGAGACGAGGCGGAGGCCAGCCGAGGCCGGCACGAGCAACGGGAAGAGAGAGGGACUCGGCCGACCCGGGCCACAUCCGCGCUCGGGCGGUUGAGCCCGCAUGUGCCGGUGCAAGACCGACUAGGGCCGAGGCCGGCCGCAGAUGCCAGGCCGGCAGAGUCGUCGUGUUCACGGAGGUCCCGGAGCCGUGAACCUCGUGCUCCAGGGCCACGGGAACCGAUCCCACCAGUGGAGCGCUCGGGGGAGACGCGAGGUCGACCUCUAAGCUCCCAGCGUGAUGAGAUGGAGCAACUGCGCAGGCAGAUGCGUGAGUUGCAGCGCAAGAUGGAGGCACGCGACGAGUCACCGGAGCCUCGGGACGCUUUGGCCACACCUUUCACGAAAGAAGUCAUGGCCGAGCCCCUGCCUUGGGACUUCAGAUUCCCGGCCGUCAAACCCUACACGGGAGCAACGGACCCGCAGGAUCACCUCAACAGGUACAAGGCGGUCAUGAUGAUGACAGGCGUCAACGACACCAUCAUGUGCCGCGGCUUCUGCACAACUUUGGAUGGCCAGGCCCAAGACUAG